CCCUCUAUCUGGCCUCGCUCAUACGCUAGACUUGCCUGCACUGUACGACUGGAUGAUGAUGAUCAAUGGGGUCAACUGUUCUGUGUUCGAAGAAAGAGAUGCCUUUCGCACUCACACAAUAUUUGUUGGGUUCAGACUAACCUCAAUUGCUAGCGCAUAUAGAGAGCAUGGGACUUUUAAGGUUCUAUCGGCAGAAAUAUGAUUCUGAAGUAAUCGGCUUUAAAGACUCACCCUGAUUGGUUAUUGAAUGGUGUCAGCAAAUGUGAUCUUGUAUUCUUUUGACCAACAGGAGUUGGAGUAUUUAGAGUACUAUGUACUGUAGGUAGAGAACAUUGAACAGAACAAGGCUAUAACUCAAUUUGGACAAAAAUGCAGAUACAACGUUAAAGUCCCAAGCUCGCAAUACAGAGCCUGGAAAUACUGUCUACCAAAGUGGGACUUGAAAGGGGCUAACAUCUAGGAGCCUGGAAAUACUGUCUACCAAAGUGGGACUUGAAAGGGGCUAACAUCUAGGAGCCUGGAAAUACUGUCUACCAAAGUGGGACUUGAAAGGGGCUAACAUCGAGGUGGGAGAGAGCCUGCACUUCUAUAUGAGAUGGGAUGCUGAAAAUAGCUAUUGAAAAUGAAUGUUCAAUGACAGCAACCUUAUUAUUUUGGGGCUAGGGUUAUUUUUGGGAAGUCCAAUUGAUUCUGAGUUUGGGCAUAUAAAGUUUAAAUGUGAAAACUAGUCCAAAAUGCAUACUUUCUGAUUUUUCCUGAACUCACUUCCUUGUUUAGCCUAAAUCACUUGCUCUGCUUGCACUUUGAGUUCCAUAAUGUAGAGUGGAGGUUCUAAGGGUCAUGCUAGAUCCGGGAUGGGCAACUUCUUUUUUUAGGAACUCAGUCUUUAAUUUACUGUUGAGAGUUAGAUAGUGGAAUACCCUAAGUGCAAUCUGGAAAUGUGUUUGUGAUUCAGCAGUGUUUCUCUUGUCAGUCAAUUAGCCCAUGUCAGCAAAUCUUUGUUGUUGAUUUAGCGGCCAGCUAUCUAAACUUUUUGGCCCCCCCGGGGGGCCCCCAUUAACAAAAUCAAUCCGUCUCACUCAGAUAUUAUUUCGUACGCAGACCUGCAGCCCCUCGUUUUUACAUUUCACCUUUAUUUAACUAGGCAAGUCAGUUAAGAACAAAAUCUUAUUUACAAUGACGGCCUACCAAAAGACCUAAAAAAAUACAUUAAAUAUAGGACAAAACACACAUCACGACAAAAGAGACAACAGGGGCCACCCGAGUGGUGCAGAGAUCUAAGGCCCUGCAUCGCAGUGCUAGCUAUACCACUAGAGAUCCUGGGUUCAAGUCCAGGCUCUGUCGCAGCCGGCCGUGACCGGGAGACCCAUGAGGCGGUGCAUAAUUGGCCCAGCGCUGUCUGGGAUAGGAGAGGGUUUGGCCAGCAGGGAUGUCCUUGUCCCAUCGCGCACUAGUGACUUCUGUGGCGGUUGCCAGGUGUACGGUGUAUCCCCCGACACUUUGGUGUGGCUGGUGUCCAGGUGGGCAUUAUGUCCAGGUGGGCAGUGUGUCUGGUGUCCAGGUGGGCAGUGUGGCUGGUGUCCAGGUGGGCAUUAUGUCAAGAGACAGUGUGGCUGGUGUCCAGGUGGGCAUUGUGUCUAGAGGCAGUGUGGCUGAUGUCCAGGUGGGCAUUGUGUCAAGAGGCAGUGUGGCUGGUGUCCAGGUGGGCAUUGUGUCAAGAGGCAGUGUGGCUGAUGUCCAGGUGGGCAUUGUGUCAAGAGGCAGUGUGGCUGGUGUCCAGGUGGGCAUUGUGUCAAGAGGCAGUGUGGCUGGUGUCCAGGUGGGCAUUGUGUCAAGAGGCAGUGUGGCUGGUGUCCAGGUGGGCAUUGUGUCUAGAGGCAGUGUGGCUGGUGUCCAGGUGGGCAUUGUGUCAAGAGGCAGUGUGGCUGGUGUCCAGGUGGGCAUUGUGUCAAGAGGCAGUGUGGCUGGUGUCCAGGUGGGCAUUGUGUCUAGAGGCAGUGUGGCUGGUGUCCAGGUGGGCAUUGUGUCAAGAGGCAGUGUGGCUGGUGUCCAGGUGGGCAUUGUGUCUAGAGGCAGUGUGGCUGGUGUCCAGGUGGGCAUUGUGUCUAGAGGCAGUGUGGUUGGGUUGUGUUUUGGAGGACCCACUGCUCUCGACCUUCGCCUCUCCUGAGUCUGUACGGGAGCUGCAGCGAUGAGACAAGACUGUUACUAACAUUUGGAUACCACGA
Oncorhynchus tshawytscha (Chinook salmon) is the source of this 2228-nucleotide messenger RNA. RefSeq lists its product as uncharacterized. Bases 1430 to 2170 code for a protein of 246 amino acids. The record is from RefSeq and is a predicted model, not a curated record. The transcript is spliced from 2 exons. NCBI's taxonomy places the organism in Eukaryota, Metazoa, Chordata, Actinopteri, Salmoniformes, Salmonidae.